AUGCUAGGAUUCCAGCGGCCGGCGUCUGAAGUCGAUUUGUCAAUCGAUACAAAUUUUCUUGGAUCCGCUCUGGAUGCUGAUAACGAUCACUCGUCAUCACCAUCCAACAAUCAAGAAACACCCAGAAUUGGGUUGUUCGCGGAAGGCAGUUUUCCCUCGGAGACUAGAUCUAGUGGGUUCCAUAUCCAACAACGCCAUAGCCUGUUUGAAAAUCGCAAUACAGAAAUACUCGAUAUGACUAUGUCAACAGCGCUCAUACAGCAAAAUCGACAGUUAUCCUCCCCAAUCCCGAAGGAGCCUUUCAAUAUCCCAACGUCACUCUCUGAAUACUUCUUCCGCGAGGUCAUCACGCUCUACUGCGCAUGGGACAGCAAGUCGAACGUCAUGCGCAACAUCAUCGAAACCUCGUGGCAGUCUUCCGGUGCUCUCUACCACACUAUUCAAAGCAUGUCGGCAGCUUGUCUGUCGGAAGACUUCCCGCACCUUUUGCCUAUUGCGCGCCGCGAGCACGCACAAGCAUUGAAGCUCCUGCGUCAGGACUCUCUACCGACACACAAGCAAGCCAUGCUACUCGCCUCUCAAUUACUGGGCCACACAUCCAGUUGGCUCACUCCGCAGAACCUCGCCACAGACAUGUUCAGAACAAGCUGCGAUAUCCUUCAAGACGUCAUGCUUGACACGGGCAGAGACGCUACCAUCUCGUUUUUCAGCGACACUAUGGACUAUUGGGCAAUGCUGCUGGCCUAUCUAACAGACAGCCAUCAGCUGGGCAAUUGCGAUCGAAACUCUCCGUUUGGGCCGGCGGAGUCCGCCAAGUCCAAGUCGGAAGAACCACAUCCAUAUUCUGGUAUCUCCCGAGACACGGUCAAAAUACUCGCCGACAUUGGCGUCCUGGUCUUUCAGUACCGAAAGCGAAUCUCAAAAGUCAAAUUUCUGACCGAAAACGACAUUGAUGUGUUUAGAACCGCACUUAGGGAGGCACGUAAACUCGAGCGCGUACUGUUAGCCCACCGCUCACCGGACCUAUCCCAAGUCAAGGACCCGGGUGACCCGAAAACACCGCUGAGGCACUUGCAACUCAUAGACGAGGCAUACAGAUGCACGGGACUUCUGCAACUCUAUCGUGUGUUCCCCGACUUACUCAACGAACGGUACGCUCCGUGGGACAAAGACUAUUUACUUCGACCACUGCCAUCCGACAAGACACCAACCGCGCAGGAGAGGCAGACAUGGUUGACCAAGCUCGCAAUGCACAUCUUGGGUAUUUUGAGAGAGAUACCGUUUGAAUCUCGGACGCGCAGCGCGCAGCCAUUCAUCAUGGUUGCUUGCUCAAGCGAGUUAAGGAGAAAUCCACAGCACUUGCAAUCAGCAUCUGUGGCUGCGGGCGACUUGGAUGUGUUGGCAAUUGACCCGGCUUCCAUCGAGGUUGCCCGGGCUCGGAAGUUUGUGCUGUCGCGACUGGCUGCUUACACGCACAUACUACCUCUGAGGAAGAGUCGAGUGAUAUCUGAGUUGAUUGAUCAGAUCUGGUCGGCGUUGGACAGUGGAAGUACUGAUGUUUACUGGCUGGACGUGGCUCAUGAGAAGAACUUGGGAACAAUGAUGGGAUGA
Colletotrichum siamense is the source of this 1611-nucleotide messenger RNA. RefSeq names its product Beauvericin cluster-specific repressor BEA4 (gene BEA4-2). The record is from RefSeq and is a predicted model, not a curated record. Gene Ontology annotation, molecular function: DNA-binding transcription factor activity; transcription cis-regulatory region binding. NCBI's taxonomy places the organism in Eukaryota, Fungi, Ascomycota, Sordariomycetes, Glomerellales, Glomerellaceae. The coding region runs from base 1 to 1611 and encodes 536 amino acids. Gene Ontology annotation, biological process: positive regulation of transcription by RNA polymerase II. Gene Ontology annotation, cellular component: nucleus. The transcript has a single exon.